This is a messenger RNA of Asparagus officinalis (garden asparagus), 1603 nucleotides long. RefSeq names its product probable serine/threonine-protein kinase PBL2. Gene Ontology annotation, biological process: protein phosphorylation. The record is from RefSeq and is a predicted model, not a curated record. Gene Ontology annotation, molecular function: protein kinase activity; ATP binding. The transcript has 7 exons. The coding region runs from base 279 to 1406 and encodes 375 amino acids. NCBI's taxonomy places the organism in Eukaryota, Viridiplantae, Streptophyta, Magnoliopsida, Asparagales, Asparagaceae.
GCCAAUUUGAAAGAGUCAAGAACUUGGAAAUUUCUAACAACCGAAGUGGACAUACUUUGAUAUUAUGGAUUACGUUGACCACGGACCUUUUUUUUUUCUUUUUUCGGUGUAUAAUUUGACUGAGCUCUCCAGUCAAAGAUGGCUUGUUCUUUCUCUUACUAUAUCAUAUCAUUUUUAAUAUAUUUUUUCUUGUAAUGUUAUAUUUAAAUAAGAUAUGAAAUUGAUAGGUGUAUGUUUGGAACUUGGCUGUUGGAGAGUUGUUUUUGGUGACUGCACCAAUGGGAAAUCUCUGUGGGAGACCUACUAGAUGUGCAAAUGCUUCAUCUCCAUUUGCCUCAAAGAAUACACUGACAGGGAGUAGUACUUCAAUCUCAACUGACUCAAGCAAGAAGGCUUCAUCUAAAGCCACAAGUUCUCUUCCAUCAUUCAAUAAUACUGAUGGAUCACCUACCAAGUUGAAAUCUUUCAGCUUGAAUGAGUUGAAGGCUGCAACAAGAAACUUCCGUUCCGAUUCUUUUCUUGGUGAAGGAGGAUUUGGAUGCGUGUUCAAAGGGUGGAUCGAUGAGAAGACAUUUGCGCCUACUAGACCGGGAACUGGUAUUGUUGUGGCGGUCAAGAAAUUGAAACGGGAAAGCUUUCAAGGACACAAGGAAUGGCUUACAGAAGUUACCUAUCUAGGUCAGCUCCACCAUGAAAACUUGGUGAAACUUAUUGGAUAUUGUUCUGAGGACGAUAACAAACUUCUUGUCUAUGAGUUCAUGCCGAGAGGAAGCUUGGAGAAUCAUUUAUUUAAGAGAGGGGCGCAGCCAAUAAGUUGGAAUAUGCGAGUGAAUAUUGCUGUUGAUGUUGCUAGAGGAUUAUCAUUCCUACACAGUUUACCGAUCCAAGUAAUAUAUCGUGAUUUAAAGGCUUCAAAUGUUCUCCUUGACUCGGAUUUCAAUGCAAAGCUAUCUGAUUUUGGUUUAGCUAGAAAUGGCCCUACUGGAGAUAAUACUCAUGUUUCAACCCGGGUAGUUGGAACUCGGGGUUAUGCUGCUCCAGAAUACGUUGCCACGGGUCGUUUAAGUUUAACGAGCGAUAUGUACAGCUUUGGAGUCGUGCUGUUAGAGCUUUUAUCAGGACGCAGAGCGCUAGACGAAGACAGAGGUGCCGCAGAGGAGACUCUAGUAGAAUGGGCAAAGCCGUUCUUGAGCAACAAAAGGAAAAUGUUCAGAAUAAUGGACACAAGAUUAGGGGGUCAAUACUCCAAGAAAGGAGCUCAGACAAUUGCCUCUUUGGCUUUACAGUGCAUUCAUAUAGACCCUAAAAACCGACCAAAUAUCGCAGAAGUUCUCGCUGAACUAGAAAAGCUUCAAAGUGCUAGAGAGUCGAUGGCAGCAACGCAACAGAUCUAUUCACGAGGGUAGGGUGUUGGUUUACUGGAUCGAGUCUGGUUCAAAGGUUCAUUGUAGAUGCACCCCGUGUACUAUAUCAGUGUAGCCGCUUGUAUGCUCUAAAUUAUUUUAUUAGCAUUUGCACCUUCUGAAUGUAAGGCGAUGUUACUUUUUUUCCCCUCAAUUUAGAGAAUAUCAUAUUUUUUUUUGGGUUAAUUGUACACAGACCU